Molecule: messenger RNA, 2153 nt
Organism: Mya arenaria
Lineage: Eukaryota; Metazoa; Mollusca; Bivalvia; Myida; Myidae
Product: 17-beta-hydroxysteroid dehydrogenase type 6-like
Exons: 6
Coding region: 373-1362 (329 amino acids)
Source: RefSeq, a predicted model, not a curated record
UAGCAUACAGGUGUAGUCAAUAAAUAAACCCUAUAUGCUGGUAAAAGGAAUUAAAAUUAUACAUGUUGAUUGCAAAUAUUUAGAUACAGUAUACACUCACGGUACGGUGCGAACAUGAAAUAAGGGACAUGCAUCGGAAUACAUGCGUUUCCCACCUUCCUAUGAUAUUAGAAAAGGACUAUUGUUUAAGGGUUCGGAGCUUUAUUACAACUUCAAGACUCGUACCUAUUAACUUACAAUAAGAACUGUUGUAUUAACUAAUUCCUUGACGUAAACAUGAACAUGGACUUUCAGUGAAUGAAAAUAGGACGGUUGUGAAGGAUAGCUGACGCGAUCGUCUCUCGCCUGCUCGUGACCGCACCAUCCAAACAGAUGUGUCCCGUGCUUUGUAUCCUGGCAGUCCUGCUGCCCCUCGGUCUCCUCGUCGCCCUAAACAAAUACUUCCGGUCGCGGCGACUGCCACCUGCCGACAAGGCCGUCUUCAUAACAGGCUGUGACCGUGGGUUCGGAGAGACGCUCGCCGCUCAGCUGUCCGCGGGCGGCUACCGGAUUUUUGCAGGAUGUCUGAACGCCGACAGCGAUGGUGCGCGCAAACUCCGUGUCAAUAGCAACGUCACCGUGAUCCCAGUUGACGUCACAAGCGACGAGGCUGUUCAAGCCGCUGUUGACGUCAUGAAAGUGGAGUUGGGUGAAAAGGGUUUGUGGGCGCUUGUUAACAACGCGGGGGUGGCAGUAUUUGCAGAGACGGAGUGGUGCACCAUGGCUGCCUACAACCACGUGAUCGGCGUCAAUCUCCUGGGCGCCAUCCGGGUCACGAAGGCCUGUCUGCCCCUCGUCCGUAAAACACGCGGUCGCGUCGUAAACAUCUCCAGUCUUGCAGGAAGGUUUGCCCUGCCGGGUUUCACGGCGUACUCCGCCUCCAAGUUCGGCUGUAUCGGCUUCUCGGACGCUCUUCGUCGCGAGAUGGAAAAGUUUGGGGUGCACGUCGCCUGCUUAGAGCCUAAACUAUACAGGACUGCCAUCUCGGACGGCGAGUUUCACGUGCGGACAUGCGAGCGAAUGUGGGCGGAGACGGCCGAUGACGUUAAGGUUGACUAUGGCGACACCUAUUUCCGGGCGUUCCUGGAUGCCAUGCUCAAAAACCUCAAAUACUCCAGCAGGAGGACAUACCAAGUGACUGACGACCUCGUGCACGCAGUGACGGCGGUAUACCCCUACCGCCGUUACGUGCCCUCCCUCAAGAUGCAGAUGAUCACAGACGCCUUUAUGGUGCAGCCUCAGCUCGUGCAGGACCGCGGUCUCCUCGCCACCACCGGCGUCAAGUGUACACCCUUCUCCAUGAGACAGAGAAAGGCCGUAUGACGCCGUACCGCGUUCGCCGUGUUUAGGGGAAACAAGGCGAACAGGGAAUCAGAUUUACUAAGCGUAUAACGCUGAUAUUGCUCAACAUUCGGAAACCUUGUCCAGCUAUCGGAACUACAAAGUGUGGCAUUGUUUCCUGAUACGAUACAAAUCUUCUCAAUCUUAGCGUAUUUGCUCACUGCCAAAUAGUGUUCAUUUCUGUUGGCAAAACAUUGGUGAUCAAAUGUCGCCUGUCACCUAGUAUUUCUAUAUAUAUAUAUAUAUAUAUAUAUAUAUAUGGAUAUCUCGCACUUCAUAGACACGCAAUUUUAUCAAGGAAAUGACGACAGACGUAACAGGCAAUAAGGUGUUUCAAGUAGGUAAAUAAUUUCACAGUAUUCGCAUAUGAAUUUUCAAUUGAUGUGUGCAUUUCUUAUGGAGAGGCCGUGUAUAAGUCGGCCAUACACGAGUUUGAAGGUCAUUUAACAGGUCUGUGUGGAUUUUUACAUAAAAAGCAUUGCGAAUACAAGAUGCUAAAAUUACUCCUGAAAAUGCUUACACAAAUGUGUUGAAAGAUUCCUCAGGGUCGGGAUUAUCAUAAAGCGGUAAAUUAGGCUUCCAGUUCAUGUAGUGAUCAGUGAGGUGCUGGACACGUAGUGACCCAUACAUAUACUGAUAUGUAAGAAUAUCGGUCUGGAGGAAAUUAAGCAGUACAGAGAAGCAGAGGAUGGCGGCUAGCGAAAUGCAAUGAGGGUGUAUAACAUAUGAUAGAUUGACGUGAUGCAAUUCAGUUUUGAUAAUAAAGUUCUUUA